Molecule: messenger RNA, 783 nt
Organism: Pieris macdunnoughi
Lineage: Eukaryota; Metazoa; Arthropoda; Insecta; Lepidoptera; Pieridae
Source: the annotation of a GenBank genome assembly
AUGUCUGUUUUAAUGUAUGAAAAAGUUUGGCUGGACAAAAAUGUGUAUAAUGAGGCAGAGAAAAAUUACUAUGAAUCACUUAACAAGAGUCAAAUAAAUCCACUUGUGGUGGUGGGAUCAUCUCUGGCUAGUGAGGUUGCAAAAGCAAGACAACACAUUAAAAAUUCACUAGAAUGCAUGGAUAGUGUUGCAUCUUUAACUGGAGUACCUAAUACUGAGAUCAAUUCAAAAUUAAACAAAUUGGUACAAGAAAACUCAGAGCUAAGGAAGGCAAUGGAAGAACUACGCAAACUAGUGAUCAGCCUUCAAGCUAGAGUAGAUGGUCUUGAAUCAACUGAAGACAAACCACAACAAGCUGCCUCCAAGGUUCAGGCAGCAAAAGAAGAACAAGAAUCAGAUGAUGGUGUUGAUCUAUUUGGAUCUGAUGAUGAAGAAGAAAGUGCUGAAGCUGCUAAGCUCAGAGACGAAAGACUUGCUGCAUAUAAUGCCAAGAAAGCAAAAAAACCUGUACUUAUUGCCAAGUCAAAUAUAAUUUUGGAUGUUAAGCCUUGGGAUGAUGAAACUGAUAUGAAAGCAAUGGAACAGGCUGUAAGGAAUAUAAGUACAGAUGGCUUACUUUGGGGUGCAGCUAAGCUUGUUCCCUUAGCUUUUGGAAUUCACAAGCUGCAAAUUUCGUGUGUAGUUGAAGAUGAUAAAGUAUCAGUUGAUUGGCUUACUGAAGAGAUUGAGAAAAAUGAAGAUUUCGUACAAAGUGUUGACAUAGCUGCCUUCAACAAAGUCUGA